CCCCCUUCCUGAGGAGAGACCAUGACGACAUUUAUAGGGUCCUUUGUAGCAAACAAAAUUAGCUUGAUAGCGUUGAUUUCUCGCAUUAGACAGAGAACACUAAACACCGCAACUUAAGCUAAAGACCUGAUAUCAGACAUGGACCCAAACUACAGUAUAGGGGAAGGAAAGGUAAACCAAUUGGGUGGCGUGUUUGUCAAUGGUAAGCCCCUUCCUCGCACUGUUCGAGAACAAAUCAUCAAAAUGGCUGAGAACAAAAUCCGUCCUUGUGACAUCAGUCGAUAUCUUAGGGUAUCCCAUGGAUGCAUCAGUAAAUUGUUAGCGAAAUACCAAGAGACUGGUUCUAUUGAGCCCGGUAAAUGCAAGAAAAGAAAGGAAAGAGAAGAAGACACAGAAUAUGACGGUGAAGUCAUGGAUGACCGUUUGACAGGGCGCAAUGGAAUAAAACAUGGCUGGCAAGAAGGCUUCUCUGAGAAAAGACCAACAGAAGCAAGUGAGAAGAGUUCAAAGAAUACCUGUGCGUUCUCCAUCGCAAAUAUCCUCGACCUUAAUAAAGACAGUCAGUCGGGCCAAGACAUCGUUUAUCAUAAUUUUGGGCAAUUUGGUAAGGACAUGAAAUCSUCCUCUCUAGACAAUACAAAUCUACCAAACAAACCAUUGAUUCACUACCAGAGAAGAAAUCGUACAAAGUUUUCAACGAAGCAGCUAGAAGAGCUUGAGAAAACMUUYAAUGAGAUGCACUAUCCCGACAUAACAACUCGAGAAGAUUUGGCCAAAAGACUUAACGUCCCUGAAUCUAGGGUCCAGGUUUGGUUCUCUAACAGACGUUCCAAAGGUAAAAGGAAGCAACGCUCACACGAGCAAGCUCACAGCCUUUCUCCGCGUUACUACAUUCCUUCGACGUAUGGUCAGCAAAGUAACGUGGUAGCACCAAUCAUUCGAUACGCAACUCCGUAUUCAAACCCUUAUAGUCAUUAUGUACUGUAUGAACAUCGUUACAAUAACAUGUAUUAACGCCGAAAACAAKGUUUUUAAUGAUGAUUUACACAGUGAAGAGUUUUGCCUUUUAAMUAUACAAAYYCGCGGCAUAUGCCAUGUAAGGCAAGACUCAGUGACCUCACAGAAAACACUGUWUUCCUCUCUGCUUGGGAUUCCUGUUUAUAAAAUGAAAAGCGUGGGGCGACAAGGAGUCCUUAGUCCCCUGUCAUCAAAGCCAUUAGAAAGGUAGCCCAAGGAUGAACAUAUGAGGAGCAUCAGGCAAUGACUAACUUUACAGUGCACUGUGUCAAUCAAUACCACACUAUCACAUCCGCAUGUGUAAUGUUCCACUAGGGUAAACAUCUUUCAAAAUGCGUAACAUAAAUGUAGACGGGGGAUUGUGACUUACAUACAAUAAAUUUAGAUAUUAUUUGCUUCUAGAGAUAAAAAGAACCAAGUGGACUCCACAAACCCGUGAAAGAGAUAUUAGAGUUACGAUGUUAGUAGCCAGUUUUUUUUCUUAUUUGACGCAGUUUCUACCUUAAUGUUUCGUUUCGUGGGUUUAAUAUUUCCACUCUAAAGAUGUAUUUAUGCGGUAAUAUUUAUGAUAUUAUAUGAAAAUAAAUAGAUCAGAAUACAAUUAAGAAAAAGAGGACUUUUGCAGAUGAUGCAUACAAUAUAUACAAUCGCUAUUUCAAUAAUCCUUAUAUAUCAAAACGCCACUGGAAACUCCCCAACUGCACUUGAUAUUUCACGGGUUUUUAUGAAAACCAAUGUCGUGUACUUUCGGCAACUAUAUUUUAUUCAUGAAUGUAUAACCUGAUAACUUGUAAAGUUUGUCAAUUAUCUGAUGAUUUCAAAUAACAACGUUCAACUA
This is a messenger RNA of Exaiptasia diaphana, 1855 nucleotides long. Its product is annotated as paired box protein Pax-3. Lineage: Eukaryota; Metazoa; Cnidaria; Anthozoa; Actiniaria; Aiptasiidae. The transcript is spliced from 4 exons. Gene Ontology annotation, molecular function: DNA-binding transcription factor activity, RNA polymerase II-specific; RNA polymerase II cis-regulatory region sequence-specific DNA binding. The record is from RefSeq and is a predicted model, not a curated record. Gene Ontology annotation, biological process: anatomical structure development; regulation of transcription by RNA polymerase II. Bases 139 to 1014 code for a protein of 291 amino acids.